AUGGCCGCCCCAUCGACUGACAUGACCUUUGCCCAGUUUGAAAGUCACUGGAACAAACCUGACUUUGAGACGACGUUAAAAUACGUACCGAUUGCAAACAUCAAGUUCAAGCCGGACAAGGAUGACGACCGAGUUGUCUCAAAGGGCCGCAACGAUGCUACACGUGUGAAACGAAUCCUGCAUGUCAUCGUCGACGACAUGAAACGAAACUAUCACAGCUACGACGCGAUAGAGCGCGCCCUCGCCAGAGCCGACGUGGAGAUCUUGGACUGGCGCCGGCCGGACUUGUGUCCCUCUAACAUCUUCAAGAUCGGCAAGAAUUUGAAGGAAUUGUAUCUAUAUUGGGGUGGUAACGACGCCAUCUUAGGUGCUUGGAGCGAAGCUGAAGGACUACCCAUGCUAGCUCAGUAUGGCAAACUGUCAAAGAUUUUCAUCUUCUCGCCAGAGGACAGUCCUGACCUGUCUUCGAACAUAUCGGAGCACCUGAAAGGCUUUGAUGAUCGUCUGAUACGCAACUGGUCGCUCGUGGCAGAGAAAAGAAGACCACCGUCACAAGAGAGGAGUGCAAUACUGGACGACAGCGCGACUUUGGCAUCCGGAUCACUCCGUCUGGAUUCUGGACUAUUCCGCCCAUGUUCAGCAGGCUCUCACAUAUCGAUGAAACGUGAAGUCGCCGGGGACAGGGAAAUCGCUGGCCCCCAAAUAAUCCACCUUGCGGCGAAGACGUCUCUUAAAUCUAAGCCGGCUGAUUACGACAGGCCGGCGGCCGAGAUGGAUCAACAUCGCUGGAUGCAGUGCAUGCAGAACUUCACGACUGCCUUUCUCAAGGUCCGAGAACGCCCAGCGAGAGACGCAGAGAACAACUUCAAGUCGAUCCGAGUUGCCUUGAUUGACGACGGUGUCGACACUACACAGAGUUCGCUUCAGGGCAGGGAUUACCUCGGGAGAAGUUUCGCCUUCGACGACGCAGGGCAAAGAAACUAUCCAUAUUGGAUUUCUGACAGCGGUCAUGGAACCAUCAUGGCAAGGUUCAUCCGCAAAAUCUGCCCGACGGCGGAUAUCUACAUCAUCAAGGUAGCGACCAGACCAGCGACACAGGAUCCAAACAGGCUAACUAUCGUCGUAGCCAGUGUCGUCGAUGCUAUCAACCACGCUGUCGACUGCGGAGCCAGGGUCAUCUCCAUGUCCUGGUCCGUCAGACGGCCAGAAGACAAGGAACUGCUGAAAGAGUUUGACGAGGCCAUAACCAGGGCCGUCCGACAAAGAACCAUCAUGUUGUGCGCAUCAGGCGACCAGGGCAAGAUAGGCAAUGACGAAACCUACCCCAAACACGCGGAUCAAGAGAACGUCAUCCGCAUCGGCGCCGCCACGGCCAUGGGCAACAACGCCCGAUACGUCGACGAACACAAGAUCGACUUUCUCUUUCCUGGCCACAAGAUCCCCCUGAGGGGGAGCAACCCGGACAAGGAGCUAGGGUAUGUCCAUGAGGGUUCUUCGGUCGCCACGGCCAUCGCUGCCGGACUGGCGACCUUGAUCUUGGAAUGCGUCCAAGUCGGCCACUUUUCCGAGGUGACCAAGCCCCCCAGGUCCCAGCAAUCGAUCCCGGAUCAAGACUCGAUGGAUUCAUUGGCCAUCAGGGCCGGGUUCGCGAGCAUGGUCAGAUCGAAUUCGCGAUAUCUCUGGGUCUGGGAGACUUUCAGUCAUUAA
This is a messenger RNA of Fonsecaea pedrosoi CBS 271.37, 1707 nucleotides long. RefSeq lists its product as uncharacterized. Bases 1 to 1707 code for a protein of 568 amino acids. NCBI's taxonomy places the organism in Eukaryota, Fungi, Ascomycota, Eurotiomycetes, Chaetothyriales, Herpotrichiellaceae. The transcript is spliced from 4 exons. Gene Ontology annotation, molecular function: serine-type endopeptidase activity. The record is from RefSeq and is a predicted model, not a curated record. Gene Ontology annotation, biological process: proteolysis.